CAAGAAACCACAAACCUGACAAUCCUUAUUUGGUCGACACACGCGUCUUUAUAUCGCUAGACAGUACGUUUGACAGAUAUAGCUGGCUGGGACAAGAAGACUGAAUUAUCAGAGGUGAAUCGUCGCCGACCACACCAUUCUAAUCUCGCCAGCAUUUAUUUAUCCGUGACGCGCGCCUGUUCAAAGGGAUUUUUCUUUAAACAAAGAGAGUUAUAUUACUUUUGAGACCACCGCUGCUAUGUGCAUCUAAAUUCCGCAUUCACCUAACUCUACCUCGACGGGAUUACUGUUUUUACACUGACCUGUUGGAAUAUACAGUGUUGAAAAUGGAAAGGGUAAUUUUUACCACAUUGUGUUCUGCAUUCUUUUUUACAAACUGUGUUUCAGUUGCUCUUUUUGCUCUUUUUCUAGGGGACUAUCCCAAGGCACAGAACGUUUCUUGGUUGUCUAUCAACUUCAAAACACUGCUUAUGUGGGAUCCUAAACCUUCAAACUAUUCAUACACCGUUGAAUAUUCUGUAAUCGGUCAGAACAGAAAGAAGAACCAACACUGUAUUAGGACUAUGGAGACAGAGUGUGACCUGUCCAACUCUCUGGUGGACCUGAAGGCCAUAUACUCCGCUGAUGUCCUCUCAGAACCUUUACGUGGUGUGAACUCUGACCGCAUAGAGUUCCCCCACACAAGCUCGGAGAGGUUCACCCCCUACGAAGAUACUCUUAUAGGCAGACCUGAGUUCAAGAUCGAGGUGAGCAAAGACAAGAGGAAGAUCAUCCUGUAUGUAGAAGACCCUCUCACAGCCCUGUUCAACGAGCAGAACCAACAGAGAACCAUCCGGGAUGUCUUCGCUGAUGAACUGCAGUACAAAGUCACCUUUGGGAAAGCAACAAGCACGGGCAAGAAAACAAAGAUCUCUGCAAGCAGUGAGAUAGAGUUAGACACGAGGGAUGUAGAUCCUGGGGUGAGUUACUGCUUCAACGUGCAGGCCUACAUCCCCUCCCGCAGGACAGACAAACAGCUGGGAGAGCUCAGUCAAAGACAGUGCUCACCGGGCGACGAUAAGUCCGUCUUUGAAGAGUAUGGGAUCGGUGUGAUCGCUACGUUCAUCCUACUUAUCAUUAUAAUCAUAGUAGUGGCUAUCGGAGUCACAGUGGUGUGCUACAGACGCAGAAGGAAUGCCAACAGAAGUGGAAAAGAGGGAGUGCCACUAAGAAGUGUGUAAAAAGGGAGUGCAUCAUUGACACGCUUGGGAAUACAAGGUACAACUUAACUGGAUUUACACUUUGAAAGGGAGUCUGCAGGGGCAGCCCCAGUUCAACAUUCCACUGUCAAACACUGGAGUUCACCAUUUUGUUUCUGUGAAACUGCCCAGUGAAUAUGGUACACGUACUGUAGUGUAUAUUUUGUUUCCAUACAAUGCUGCAAAUAUCCUCCUUUUUGAUUUUGUGACUGGUACUUCUACUUCUGUGAAUAUUAGCUUUUAGAAACACUACCAACUCUUAUUUUAUUGUGUUUUAUAUAGUUUUUAACUUGAUGUAAUCUUUGGUAAAAUAUAACUUUAUUUUGGGAGACUGCUGAAUACUAAAUCAUAUGGGAAAUUAAGAUUAGUAGGAUCAUAUAUCAUUUUUUAUUACGAUGCUUAAUUUAUUAUGUGUAGCCAUUCUGAAAGUAAUCUUUGUAUUUUAGGUUAUCAGUAGAUACAGUAGCCUAUAUGUUGAAACUAAAUUAUUUUGCGUAAGUUUUGCCUUAUAAAUAUUUAAUAUAUUUACACUGAGUGUACAAAACAUUAGGAACAGCUGCUCUUUCCAUAAUAUAGACUUUCCAGGUGAAAGCUAUGAACCCUUAUUCAUGUCACCUGUUAAAUCCACUUCAAUCAGUGAAGAUGAAGGGGAGGAGACAAGUUAAAUAAUAGUUUUUAAACCUUGAGACAGUUGAGAUAUGGAUUGUGUAUGUGUGCUAUUCAGAAGGUGAAUGGGCAAGACAAAAGGUUUACUGUAAGUGCCUUUAAACGGGGUAUGUUAGUAGUUGCCCUGUGCACCGGUUUGAGUGCGUCAAUAACUGCAAUGCUGCUGGGUUUCUCACGCUCAACAGUUUCUCGUGUGUAUCAAGAAUGGUCCACCACUCAAAGGACAUCCAGCCAACUUGACAUAACUGUGGGAAGUAGUGGAGUCAACAUGGGCCGGCAUCCCUAAGGAACGCUCAACACCUUGUAGAGUCCAUACCCCAAAGAAUUGAGGCUGUUCUGAGGGCAAAAGUGUUGCAACUCAAUAUUAGGAAGGUGUUUUUAAUAUUUUGUACACUCAGUGUAUGAUAAAACAUGAUGUAAAAUAAUCAAAGCAAAAUUAAACACUUAUAUAACUGUGGAAUCUGGUACUAAUAUGGUACUCUUGUUUGAUUUUAUUGGCAUUUUCAUAAUAAAGUCUUAUCAUUAA
Salmo salar (Atlantic salmon) is the source of this 2430-nucleotide messenger RNA. RefSeq names its product tissue factor. The record is from RefSeq and is a predicted model, not a curated record. Gene Ontology annotation, cellular component: plasma membrane. Lineage: Eukaryota; Metazoa; Chordata; Actinopteri; Salmoniformes; Salmonidae. Gene Ontology annotation, biological process: blood coagulation; cytokine-mediated signaling pathway. Gene Ontology annotation, molecular function: cytokine receptor activity; protein binding.